UGAAAAUUAGUGGGGGUGGGGGGGGGGCACAAGAGUCAUAAUUCAUAUGGUAGGAAUGGUGGGAGGACCGAAUAAUCCAAAAUUGGAGCCAUCGUUUCAAAAUGGAACGAUAAUUUGCAUUAUGAAAAAAAAAAAAAUCACAUUCCAAGAAUAAACUACAGCUUUUUUUUUUUUAAUGUUACAAACCAAUUUAAGUAAAAAAAAAAUUUUUAAACUAAUUUUAAAAAAAGAUUUAAAAAGUUAUCACAUCUUGGCAAAAGUUGUGGAAGGAUAACCAAAAUUUUACAGCCAAACGUUAAUUUUUUUUAAACUUUUGGAUUAAUUUUUUUCCAAUGUGGCCCUCGCAACUCCUAAGGUCAAUUCAUAUUUUGUACGUGUUUUUAAUUUAACUGAAUGCUACCAGUUAGCGUUUCACUGCCACGUGACUGUGGCGUGUACAGUACGAUCAUUUAUUAGAUUUCAUACGCACGCAAAAAAUGUAGAAAAGUAGAAAAUUGAUGUUUGCACACUUUUGUCACAGCACGGUGAACUUUCUGGAACUUGUUUUUUUGUACGAUUUUUCUACUAAACUGUGGCGUGUUACGGAUGCCGUUGCCGCUCCUGAACGUGCCUUGUCUUCACUCCAACACUUGGACCCUGUCAUAAUCGUCGCCGUGUGAUGGCAUCCCGGGAGUUGUCUCGCUUCCUCCCUUCCCUUCCCUUCCCUCCCUCCCUCCCUCCCUCCCUCCCUCCCUCCAUCCUGGACUGCAAGUCUGCAAAAAGUCUGCAGCGGCCCGUUUGCUGCAGUGCAAUCACACACACACACACACACACCACACACACACACACACCGGUGUUGUGCCUGCGCAUCGACAGCAUCGGAACCGACUGGAGGUUCUUCCGUGACUCAGCGCAGGUAGCGAGAUGGCGCCGAACGACCCGAAAGACCCGACGCCCCCGCCGGGGUCGCUGAGCCCGGGCCAGCUGCAGUCCCACUUCAAGAUGGAGCCCAAGACUUUGGGGGCCAUCCAGCUGGUCAUCGCCGCGUUGGUCCUGUGCCUGAGCGGGUCGGUCCUCCAGCUCCACGAGAUCCAUUUCACGGGCGACGUGGCGCUCUUCCUCAUCGUGGUCGUUCAGGUCGCCUUGUCGGGAUCUGUGCUCAUCCACAGUGGGAGGCGGCCCACUCUGUUUUGGGUGAAAUGCGCCCUGGUCCUUCAUCUGAUCAGCGCCGCGUUCGCCACCGCCGCCCUGGGCCUGAUGUCCAAGCACCUCCCGUACAGGCAGGACUCGUACCACUGCGAGCACUGUCGCCGCCUGGAGCUCCACGCCGUGCUACAUUGUUUCAGGAAAUGCACCGAGCUGAUCGAGCAAAAGUGCAAACUGCUGAUCGACGGCAUCCUGGGAACGCUGGUGGUCUUCCUGGUCCUGGAGCUGCUGAUCUGCAUCAUCGCCAUGCUCUUCGGACUCACCGUGCUCGCGGCCCGCAGGACCCAGCCUCCAAGUGAGCAACCUCGCUAUCCGCAGACUCGCCCGCCGCCCUCUCCGGCUGUUCAGGCCGUCCGGGCGGCUCCCCCGGCGGCGGCCGUGCCCGGCGCGUCGCAGGUGGCCGUUGUUGUGACCGAGGCCGACUCGGAUCUGGUGGCAGACAUCACAACGCCGCCCACUGAACCUCAAGUGGAGCCCAUUUGAUUGUCCAUCACACACUCUCUCUCUCUUUCUCUCUCUCUUUCUCUCUCUCUCUCUCUCUCUCUCUCUCUCUCUCUCUCUCACACACACACACACACACACACUCUCUCACACCAUUGUGUAAAUAAACGCACCUGGUGCUUUUGAACAACGUGGCACCGUUCGUUCGAGUCGAGUCGGAUGACAAACGCGAGCGGAACGCGAGCGACAAAGCCCCGCGAAAACCGUGACGCAUACACUUGAACAUCAGGUCGCUAUAUUAGUCUGUCGGCAGAAAUAGUGUAUGAUAUGAUAAGUAGUACAGGAAAAAAGAUGGAUGACGUACAGUGUGCAUGUAAGGCACAUUGAGUACUUAAUGAUGCACAUAAUACUGCAGUUCUGCAAAUACAGCGAUGCGUCGGUUCUCGCCCACAAUUCGUUUGAGAAGUGACUUGUUCGAAAACCGAAUCGAUGUUUCCCAUUACAAUGAAUGGAAAAAGAAAUAAUGCGUUCCAAGCCUUAAAAAAUUAGGCUUUUUAAAGCAUUUUUAAAGAUUUUCCUGAUAAUAAACUGCAUAGUAGAAACACAUGUAUAGUUUAAGUACUUUAUAUAGUAAAAUAAUUUAAGAAAUAUAUUUAUUUUUUGCUUAAAAUGUAUGCUUUAGUAGUAGAGUAUGCUAGCCUGGGAGCGCAUUGCUGUAUUUGUAGCGACCCAGCCUUGUAAAUUUUGGUGCAGAAUAACUUUAAACAAGCAACUUGCCUCCUUUGGAGCCAUGAUUGGGGGAUCAUACGCUCGUCCUCGAUAAGAAGAAAAACAACAGUCAUUACCGGAACGCGUCCGUGUACAGACGCUGCGUUAUACAGAAUAACUAAAGUGCGCUGGUGGCGCCGCGCGCAUUAUGUCAUUUCCGUGUUUUUCCGGCGCGGUGGGAAUUCACAACAAAGCGCAAUAUGUUAUUUCCGGGUUUUGUCGGGGGCGUUCGAGUACCGAUUUUCGUCCGAUAACAGAAGCAAAAAAUAUCUCGAAAUUUUCGUUCGAAAACGGGGACGUUCGAGAACCGAGGCUUCGCUGUGGUGGCAAGGUGGUGUUUAUUUACUCGUCUGCUGACUCCGUGACCGAGCACAUGCGGCAUGUUUAUCUUGGCUUGCAAGCAUCACGUAAAAAAAUUGAAAAUAAAUAGAGCGCUCUUCACAGUUGUGCUAAAUUGUUGAAUACUGUAUAUAUAUAUAUAUUUCCGAUAUCUUUUAUCACUAGUCAAUCUGCAUUCCAAGACACACACUGUAUA
Molecule: messenger RNA, 2929 nt
Organism: Syngnathoides biaculeatus (alligator pipefish)
Lineage: Eukaryota; Metazoa; Chordata; Actinopteri; Syngnathiformes; Syngnathidae
Exons: 10
Coding region: 904-1668 (254 amino acids)
Cellular component (GO): membrane
Source: RefSeq, a predicted model, not a curated record